CGCAACGAGAGCCUCAGCGGAGAGGUUCAGCUAUAGAUCAGCGGCGCUUAGAUUAAAGCAUUACCGCCAGCAUAUCAAGAAGAUGCGCAGACAGCAGUCCUAUCGUUUCGAGGACAAUGAGUCCACCUCCUAUGCCCUGAGGAUGAAUCGUCGCUUUUCAAGAGUGGAGUCCGGGGCGGACCUAAAGGAUUACUUUGAUCGUGGUGACAUUGCCUCCCGGGAGAAUCGCUGGAACUUUGAGGUAGCAUGGGAGGUGGCCAACAAGGUCGGUGGCAUUUACACGGUGAUCCGGUCGAAGGCCUACGUGUCCACCGAGGAGAUGGGUGAGCAGCUGUGCAUGAUGGGUCCCUAUAAGGAGCACUGUGCCCGCACUGAGAUGGAGGAGAUGGAAUUCCCCAGGGGAAACCCACUAUUAGAUGCUGUGAACUCCUUGCGUUCGAGAGGCUACAAAAUCCACACUGGUCGCUGGUUGGUUGAUGGAAAUCCCCAGUUAAUUCUUUUUGAUAUUGGAUCCGCCGCCUGGAAGUUGGAUCAGUUCAAAUCGGAGAUGUGGGAGAAAUGCCAUAUUGGAGUACCUCAUUUGGAUAUCGAGACCAACGAUGCCAUUAUCCUAGGCUUUAUGAUUGCCGAGUUCCUGGAGGAGUUCCGUAACUUUGCCGUGACUUACUCACAGAACAACGAACUGAGCGCCCCGAGGAUUGUGGCCCAUUUCCAUGAGUGGCAAGCUGGCGUGGCUCUCAUUGUUCUGCGCACUCGUCUGGUGGAGAUUGCCACUGUUUUCACCACCCACGCGACAUUGUUGGGUCGUUAUUUGUGCGCCGGCAACACUGAUUUCUAUAAUAAUCUAGAUAAGUUUGCCGUCGACGAGGAGGCGGGCAAGCGGCAAAUCUACCAUCGUUAUUGCCUGGAACGAGGUGCCACCCAUUUGGCUCACGUGUUCACCACUGUCUCAGAGAUUACGGGAUAUGAGGCAGAGCAUCUGCUGAAGCGCAAGCCGGACAUCAUCACACCGAACGGUUUGAAUGUCAAGAAGUUCUCGGCCAUCCACGAAUUCCAGAAUUUGCACGCCGUCGCCAAGGAGAAGAUCAAUGAAUUUGUACGGGGACACUUCUACGGCCACAUUGACUUUGAUUUGGACAAGACCCUGUACUUCUUCAUCGCCGGUCGCUAUGAGUUCGGAAACAAGGGAGCCGACAUCUUCAUCGAGGCAUUGGCUCGCUUGAAUGCUAUGUUGAAGCACGAGAAGCCGGACACCACGGUGGUGGCCUUCCUUAUCUUCCCCACCAAGACGAACAACUUCAACGUGGACUCCCUCCGAGGACAUGCCGUGAUCAAGCAGCUGCGAGACACAAUCAACAACGUGCAACAGGCGGUGGGCAAGCGGAUGUUCGAUACCUGCCUGAAGGGCAACAUCCCCAGUGCCGAUGAUUUGCUCCAAAAGGAAGAUCUGGUAAAGAUCAAGCGUUGUAUGUUUGCCAUGCAGCGUGAUUCUAUGCCACCAGUUACCACGCACAAUGUGGCAGAUGAUUGGAACGAUCCGGUGCUGUCCUCCAUUCGUCGUUGCCACCUGUUCAACUCCCGGCACGAUCGUGUCAAGAUGGUCUUCCAUCCGGAGUUCCUAACGUCCACGAACCCUCUGUUCGGCAUUGAUUACGAGGAGUUUGUCCGUGGCUGCCACUUGGGUGUCUUCCCCUCGUACUACGAACCAUGGGGUUACACUCCCGCUGAAUGUACGGUGAUGGGAAUUCCCAGCGUGACCACCAAUCUGUCUGGUUUCGGUUGCUUCAUGGAGGAGCACAUCAGUGACCCUAAGUCCUAUGGCAUCUACAUUGUGGAUCGUCGCUAUAUUGGGUUGGAGAACAGUGUUCAGCAGCUGUCCAGCUUUAUGAUGGAUUUCUCCCGGCUGAAUCGCCGUCAGCGCAUCAUCCAGCGUAAUCGCACGGAGCGGUUGAGCGAUCUUCUCGACUGGCGUACCCUGGGCAUUUACUACAGACAGGCCAGGGUUAAGGCCCUGCAAGCUGUUUACCCAGACUAUGUGGAUGAGCUGACCCUCUAUGGAUCGAAAAACAAUUUGAUCUUCUCGCGACCGCACAGCGAACCACCUAGCCCAACUUCAUCGCGUCACACCACACCAGCUCCAUCGGUGCACGGCUCUGAUGACGAGGACUCUGUGGAUGAGGAAACCGAACUCAAGGAACUGGGCAUCAAGUAGAGGUCUUUGCCAAACUGACAGCCCCUAAGAUUGUAGCGAACAAACCAACUAAAAGUCAACACACGCGCAAUAUUACCAUAAGUUGUAGUAGUCUCUUGUUCCAACACUGUUCAUCGAGAAGGGUGGAGGGGGAGUUAGCCCCGCCCAGAAGCCUACGAAACUAUUUACCUGCAAAUUGCAAAUGCCAGAACAAAAAUGUUUUCACAUCCAAUCAAAAAAAAAAAAGAAAGAAGAAAAAUAUUAACAUUAUGUAUGUGCCCAGAUCGCAAGCGUAAGCAUUCGAGCAGGACGAAUCCAGAUUUUAUUAAACGUUGUUUAGUCUUUAAGGAGAACGAGGUCUCCCCGCCCUGUCACCCUGCUCCAUAACCUGCCUAUCAAAUAAAUCGUUAUUUAAAGUACA
Molecule: messenger RNA, 2612 nt
Organism: Drosophila eugracilis
Lineage: Eukaryota; Metazoa; Arthropoda; Insecta; Diptera; Drosophilidae
Gene: GlyS
Product: glycogen [starch] synthase
Exons: 5
Coding region: 83-2212 (709 amino acids)
Biological process (GO): glycogen biosynthetic process
Cellular component (GO): cytoplasm
Molecular function (GO): alpha-1,4-glucan glucosyltransferase (UDP-glucose donor) activity
Source: RefSeq, a predicted model, not a curated record